Messenger RNA from Dentiscutata heterogama, 254 nucleotides. Lineage: Eukaryota; Fungi; Glomeromycota; Glomeromycetes; Diversisporales; Gigasporaceae. The record is from the annotation of a GenBank genome assembly.
UUAGUCUAAGUUUUUGGGUAGGUAGAAAAUUCAUCAACAUUUAUGGGGAUGGUCCUGAAAAAUUGCAAGAGCUUGGUGAUGAUAAGCUUUCUUUUACAUUUCAAAAAAAAGAUAGGUUAUAUUUCAAAUUUGAUGAAGAAUCAUUUGGACUCGAUAACAUUAUUAGAAAUAAGGGGUGUGAUACAUGGGUACUAAGAGAGUUUAAAUUUCGAUUGAAAUAUAAAAAAGAUGUUCUCAGUGAACAUGCUGGUUAA